AAUAAAUGUAUCUUCAAGUCUAUAUAACGUACAGUUAAACUACAUUUAAUGUAGCGUAACAAUGAAUACACCACUGACGUUAUGCAUACAGGAAUACAAGAAGAUAACAGCCAUCUUAAACUGAAUCAGCGACCUGUCAAUAAAGAUGAGUUUACUACUAAUAUCAGCCGUGGUUCUACUGGUGGCUUACCUGACCAUAAACUGGUUUAAAGAUCAAAACAAAACACCUCUACCCCCCGGUCCACCAUUUCUAGAAUGUUUACAGAUAACAUGGAGAAUGUUACGAAAAAAUGAUACUCAUCUGAUCGCCGAGGAUCUUAGAAAGCGAUAUGGGGAGAUAUUCAACAUCCGUUUGUUUUCAAGUAACCUUGUGUUCCUGAACAGUAGUCGAUUAAUGCGUAAACUGUUCGCAUCGGGUCAAUAUCGUGACGUCACAAACGACCGACCAAAGACAUUUUUCGGAGAACAUAUCUGCUACGACUGUCGAGGUAUUUCUUUGGUCAAUUACGACGAAUUGCUCGUGAAGGUUCGCAAAAUUGUCCAUGGAACUAUCAAAUUGUAUGGAGACGGUAUUAAGGUAUUCGAGGAUAUGGUGAAUGGAGAAAUAAAGAUUCUACAAAAGGAGCUUGAAAAUUCCACACUGAAGGCCUCAUUCGACUUGGACAAGGCUUUGAAAGUUUCACUUAUUAGGGUCAUCCAUAUUUUUUUAACCAACGAAAGGCCUACCGAUUCCAAAGAAUGUAAAUAUAUUUGUGAUACAGUUGAAAAUUUUGAUUAUUUCGACAAUGAAAUGUUCAACAGUUUUCUCCUUAAUACCUGCCCAUGGGUUCGUUUUUUACCAGGACGAGGGCGUCGACUUUAUAAAGCUGCGCUAGAAGCCAGUGAGAGAUUAAACAACUUAUACAUGAAUCCCUGUAUUAAAAAAAGGAUGAAAUCACACGGCGGGGGUUUACUUGGGAAAAUGUUCAAAGAAUCAGAAGAUGAUAAGGAGAUCGAUGAGAAGACUAUUAAAGGAAUCGUUGUUGACUUGGUAGCGGCUGGGUAUUUAACAACGAAGGGGGCUUUAAGUGGAUUUUUUCUGUUGAUGCUCUACUAUCCAGAGAUUCAACGCCGAAUUCAAGAAGAAAUAGACGAAAAUAUUGGCAUGGACAGAGAACCAAGUCUGGAUGAUCGAGGAGUAAUGCACUAUACAAACGCCGCCAUUUUAGAAUGUUUGCGAUUCAUUAGUCACAUUCCAACUGGAAUUCCACACGUGACUAGAGAAGAGAUAGAAGUAGAAGGAAUGAGGAUUCCAGCCAAGACUGCGAUGGUUACAAAUUAUUGGACAACGAAUCGUUCAGAUAAAUACUGGCAUAAACCUGACGUUUUCUCACCUGAAAGAUUUUUAGAUGAUGAUGGGAAACUUCUUCCAAGUGAACAUAUUUUACGAUCACAGCUGAUGCCAUUUGGAGUUGGAAAAAGAAACUGUGUCGGAGAAUCAUUUGCCAAGUCUCGUAUGUUCCUGUAUGUGACGUCAUUACUACAGAGGUUUAAUUUUUCAGCAGGUGGAAAUGAGUUGCCGCCCUUGGAUUCUACAACAUGGAAACCAAAUAGUGUCAUGCAUCCAGACUUUCUUAAUUGCAUCGUGCGUAUGAGAUAAAAUCUCUUAGAGACUACCCACCUGUUUAUAUAAGCUUAAAGAUGCCUCUACAUAUUACAGGUCUUUCUUUUGGCCUCAGAUGUUAUAUAUGUUUGAUUAUAACCCAUAAUCAACCCUCUAGACCGUCGGAUGGUCAUGAUUUUAAUGGAUAAAAACACGAUCACCGUUUAAUAAUUCAAUUUUAAAAUGGAUGAUCGAUGUUAGCAAUGAAAAAUUCGAGACUACGUACGCUGUUCUUAUCAGAACUCCCAACAUUUAACUUCGCUCAGAAUAAAGUAAUUUGACUGAAAACUUCCCACAUUCAUUACUUCGCUCAGAAUACAGUAAUUUGACUGAAAUUUUCAAUAUAUUUCGUUGUCUUUAUCUGUUGUUAAAUUAUUAUAACUGUCGGGUCCUUAUCUAACUCUUACCCUAACCCUAACCCUAACAUAAUAUCAUCUUUUGUAUUAUAGUUUUUUCACGAAAGGCCGGAUGGUAGAAAGGCUUCUGCAGCCUAAUCAUUUUCCCUUCUAAAAUAAAGUUAUUAUUAUUAUUCUUAUUAUUACGAUAAUGAUCGACAGCGACUUGGAUCAACAUUCUAAGAGUCCCCGUUUAAGCCAAACUGAUUAAAAUACAAAUUUACA
Messenger RNA from Patella vulgata (common limpet), 2262 nucleotides. RefSeq names its product cytochrome P450 2C42. Bases 146 to 1639 code for a protein of 497 amino acids. NCBI's taxonomy places the organism in Eukaryota, Metazoa, Mollusca, Gastropoda, Patellidae. The record is from RefSeq and is a predicted model, not a curated record. Gene Ontology annotation, molecular function: iron ion binding; monooxygenase activity; heme binding. The transcript has 6 exons.